Molecule: messenger RNA, 2837 nt
Organism: Hordeum vulgare subsp. vulgare (domesticated barley)
Lineage: Eukaryota; Viridiplantae; Streptophyta; Magnoliopsida; Poales; Poaceae
Product: subtilisin-like protease SBT1.4
Exons: 1
Coding region: 91-2508 (805 amino acids)
Biological process (GO): proteolysis
Molecular function (GO): serine-type endopeptidase activity
Source: RefSeq, a predicted model, not a curated record
GCACAUUGAUCAGCACGAGCUACCUCAUGCGCACUGCAGAGAUCUCCACCGACAAUUAUAUGGAGAAAACUUUCGAAUCUCAUCUCGCGAAUGCUCUGGAUCGAUCGGCGCUGCUUACUUAUUUACCCUACCAUAUCUCUUGCAGUUGCAGCGACAAUGGAGGUCCUCAGACCACUCGCUGGCCUAUGCGUCCUGCUCGGAUUCGUCGCCGCCGCGUUGGCCACGGAGGUGGAUAUCGAGGCAGUGGACGCGCGGUCCUCCUACAUCGUGCACGUCGCGCCAGCGCACGCGCCAGGGCUGCCGCGCCGCGGCCUGCGGACCACCCGGGCGUAUGGCUCCUUCCUGCGCGACCACAUCCCCGCCGACAUCUCCACCCCGGCGCCGACGGUGCUCUACUCCUACGCGCACGCCGCCACGGGCUUCGCGGCGCGCCUCACGGGGCGCCAGGCCGCGCGCCUCGCGUCCUCUUCCUCCGUGCUCGCCGUCGUGCCCGACGAGAUGCUGGAGCUGCACACCACCCUCACGCCCUCCUUCCUCGGCCUCUCCCCGUCCUCCGGGCUGCUCCCGGCGUCCAACGCCGCCUCCGACGUCGUCAUCGGGGUCAUAGAUACCGGCGUGUACCCGGAGGGCCGCGCGUCCUUCGCCGCCGACCCGUCGCUGCCGCCGUUGCCGCCCGGCAGGUUCCGCGGCGGCUGCGUCUCGGCGCCGUCGUUCAACGGCUCCACGCUCUGCAACAACAAGCUUGUCGGCGCCAAGUUCUUCCACAAGGGGCAGGAGGCUGCGCGUGGCCGUGCGCUCGGUGCGGACUCGGAGUCGCCGCUUGACACCAGCGGCCAUGGCACACACACCGCCUCCACCGCCGCAGGCUCUCCUGCUGCCGACGCAGGCUUCUACGGCUAUGCCAGAGGAAAGGCCGUCGGCAUGGCCCCGGGCGCGCGCAUCGCCGUCUACAAGGCGUGCUGGGAGGAAGGCUGUGCGAGCUCCGACACCCUCGCCGCGUUCGAUGAGGCCAUCGUGGACGGCGUAGACAUCAUCUCUGCCUCGCUCAGCGCCUCCGGCAAGCCCGCAGAAUUCCACGCCGAUAUGAUCGCCGUUGGCGCGUUUCGGGCCGUCAGCAAAGGCAUCGUUGUCUGCGCCUCUGCUGGGAACUCCGGCCCCGGAGAGUACACCGCCGCCAACAUCGCGCCGUGGUUCUUGACGGUGGCCGCGUCCACCGUCAACCGCCAGUUUCGGGCUGACGCCGUCCUCGGCAACGGCGAGACCUUCCCGGGCACCUCUCUUUACGCGGGGGAGCCGUUCGGCGCGACCAAGGUGCCACUGGUCUAUGGAGCGGACGUGGGCUCGAAAAUAUGCGAGGAAGGGAAGCUGAACGCCACCAUGGUAGCCGGGAAGAUCGUCGUGUGCGACCCCGGCGCGUUCGCCCGUGCUGUGAAAGAGCAAGCCGUCAAGCUCGCCGGCGGUGUCGGAGCUAUCUUCGGUAGCAUCGAAUCAUACGGCGAGCAGGUCAUGAUCAGCGCCAAUGUCAUCCCCGCCACGGUCGUCCCGUUUGCCGCCUCCGAAAAGAUCAAGAAGUACAUCAGCACGGAAGCAUCCCCUACUGCGACGAUCGUGUUCCGGGGCACCGUUGUCGGUCGACGCCGGACGCCACCGUCCCCUAGAAUGGCGUCCUUCUCAAGCCGCGGGCCCAACUUCCGCGUGCCGGAGAUACUGAAGCCGGACGUGACCGCGCCCGGCGUGGACAUCCUCGCCGCAUGGACGGGCGCCAACUCGCCCACCGGCCUCGCCAGCGACGCUAGGAGAGCACAGUACAACAUCGUAUCGGGCACGUCCAUGUCAUGCCCACACGUGAGCGGCGUCGCUGCUCUGCUCCGGCAAGCGAGGCCGGAGUGGAGCCCCGCCGCUAUCAAGUCCGCCCUGAUGACGACCGCGUACAACGUGGACAGCACCGGCGGCGUCAUCGGCGACAUGUCCACCGGAGCUGCGUCCACGCCGUUCGCGCGCGGGGCCGGGCACAUCGACCCACACCGCGCCGUGAACCCGGGCUUCGUGUACGACGCCGGCACGGAGGACUACGUCGGCUUCUUGUGCGCGCUCGGCUACACCGCCGAGCAGGUCGCCGUGUUCGGUUCGUCCGCCAACUGCUCGGUCCGCGCGGUCUCCUCCGUCGGCGACCACAACUACCCGGCAUUCUCGGUGGUGUUCACCGCGGACAAAACGGCAGCCGUCAGGCAGCGCCGCGUCGUGCGCAACGUCGGCGGCGACGCCAGGGCCACGUACAGGGCCAAGGUCACCGCUCCGGACGGCGUGCGCGUCACGGUGACCCCCCGGACUCUACGGUUCAGCGCGAGACGGAGGACACGGAAGUACGUGGUCACCUUUGCACGGCGAUCCUUCGGGAGCGUCACGAAGAAUCACACGUUCGGGUCCAUCGAGUGGACCGAUCGCAAGCACUCGGUGACGAGCCCCAUCGCCAUUACCUGGCCGGUGAGCCAGGUUGCGGAGAUGUGAAUGUGAAUGGCCAUUGGUGUGUGCCACGGAGGUACACCGUGCACGGCGCUGGAUCAAGAGCUUCGAGGAAGACGACGAUGACCACCCUGAGCUUCUAGGAAGACGACGAUGGCCCUGGGCUACAACGCCAACGCUUGGACGCUAGAGAGUAGAUGUCUUCUAGCAAGAUUAAGGUGUGGUCCGUAGUCGAGUAGGGCAAGUUGACAUGAGCCACUAAACUAAUGGUGUAGCUGAGCUACCCUUGAGAUGAAAAGAGGCCAUGUUCUCCGUCCUCUAAUCACGUGGUCAAACAUACAGUACAAAGUUAUCAUUGCAAUUGUUAAUACUCC